Thermothelomyces thermophilus ATCC 42464 is the source of this 408-nucleotide messenger RNA. RefSeq lists its product as uncharacterized. Lineage: Eukaryota; Fungi; Ascomycota; Sordariomycetes; Sordariales; Chaetomiaceae. The record is from RefSeq and is a predicted model, not a curated record. Bases 1 to 408 code for a protein of 135 amino acids. The transcript is spliced from 3 exons.
AUGGCAGUGGAAUUCGCCAGAGCGAGCCUUCGCGCAAACCAUGACGGCGCUUCAUCACUCGUGCGACUCCAGUUAAACAACCUUGGGGUCAUGCUUGCAAGCAGCCAGCUGCCCGAUGUCUUCCUCUAUGUUAUCGACCUCCUUCCGGCCGUAAGCACGAAGCUCCUCGACCGCAGUGACCAGCAGUUCGUCAUGUCGACCUUUGCUGGCGUCGCUUUUGAUGUUUGCGCCAUCCCCCUUGCGUACAAUGGGCCGGCCGACGCCCUUGAGUACCUCGAGAAAGGCCGUCGUGUCAUCAUUGGCCAGCUUGUAGAUGCCCGGAGCGACAUUUCGUCCUUGGAACAGCAGCACCCCGAUAUCGCCCGCCGAUAUAUGCAACUCCGGGAUGACGUCAAGAGCAAGUUCUGA